AUGAAGUUCUCACUCGUUUUUGUAUCAAUUGCCCUUUUCUCGACUGCCUACGCUGCCCCCAGCGCCCAGCCUGCUCCUCAGAAUGCCGAGCUCGUAGCGCGCGGCAACUGCCCCGCCCCCCAGGAUUGCCAGUGCACAGCCACGUUUGACGGCCUCGCCCGCCCCAUCGAGCUUGGCUCCACCGUCUCGGCCCGCAUCCCCGGCGCCGACCGAGGCCUGACGACCUCGAAUUGGCGCGGCGUCGACGGCCGCGGCUAUCAUCAUUUCUGUAGAGUUACGGUGGACCGUGUUUGCGGCAACUGUCAGGCCUGGAAGACUACGACGGGCGAAUGCGGAUUCUUCAAACUUUCCAAGUUCUCUUGCGUCAACGCUUAA
Molecule: messenger RNA, 375 nt
Organism: Colletotrichum orchidophilum
Lineage: Eukaryota; Fungi; Ascomycota; Sordariomycetes; Glomerellales; Glomerellaceae
Exons: 2
Coding region: 1-375 (124 amino acids)
Source: RefSeq, a predicted model, not a curated record